Caenorhabditis elegans is the source of this 600-nucleotide messenger RNA. It is a transcript of the gene hpo-25, whose product is annotated as DUF281 domain-containing protein. Lineage: Eukaryota; Metazoa; Nematoda; Chromadorea; Rhabditida; Rhabditidae. The coding region runs from base 1 to 600 and encodes 199 amino acids. The record is from RefSeq and is marked reviewed. The transcript has 5 exons.
AUGUAUACGACACUUUCUGUCUCUUUUUAUUUUAAAAUGAAUAUUUUUUGGUCAUUUAUCGUGAUUGCACUUGUGAUGGGCUUCACUGAGAGUUGUAUGCGAACGGUUCCGCCGGAUGAUGCCUAUAUUCCUGUCACGUCGGCUCCUGGAGAAACUGAGAUGCCUGGGGAAAUGCUGACGACAAUUGCAAUGGAAGUCACAACAGAAAAAGUCUGUGAAGCCACCUCAACUGCGACAUGUCCAGAUUUGGCGAAUUUUUUUAUCUCGCCAACGGAGAUCAUCCAGCAAGAUGGAUGCCCUUAUUUGAAGUGUCAGGGAAGCAAAUUGCCAACUCCUUUGUCGGCGUACGAUGUUACCGAAAUUCCACCACCUGAUGCAUCGUACGAAACAACUGCGUUUAACAUCAAUCCUCCAACGACAGAUGCAGAGCUAGGUGGCAGUUUUAUCAAUUAUUUUGGAAUUAUUUGUGAUGGUACUGACUGGAAGAUCACGAAGUACCCAAAUGGAAUUGCAUAUCAGGUCGCUGGCAAUUUCGUUACUGUCGGUGACGAUGGGUCCUUUGACGGGAAAAAGACUAUGCUUGGGGCGAUACAAUGGUAA